Molecule: messenger RNA, 1026 nt
Organism: Budorcas taxicolor (takin)
Lineage: Eukaryota; Metazoa; Chordata; Mammalia; Artiodactyla; Bovidae
Gene: SHD
Product: Src homology 2 domain containing transforming protein D
Exons: 6
Coding region: 1-1026 (341 amino acids)
Molecular function (GO): phosphotyrosine residue binding
Source: RefSeq, a predicted model, not a curated record
AUGGCCAAGUGGCUCCGAGACUACCUGAGCUUUGGCGGUCGGCGGCCCCCUCCGCAGCCGCCCACCCCCGACUACACCGAGAGCGACAUCCUGCGGGCCUACCGCGAGCAGAAGGAUCUGGACUUUGAAGACCCCUACGAGGAUGCUGAUAGCCGCCUAGAGCCCGAUUCCUCCGCGGGGCCCGGGGACUCCAAGGGCCCUGGAGACGCGAAGUACGACUCUCCAAAGCACCGGCUCAUCAAGGUGGAGGCAGUCGACAUUGCCAGAGCCAAGGUCUUGCUGGGAAGCCCCGGGGAAGAGUCAAAAGUCGACACCGAGUACUCGGACCCCUUUGAUGCCCAGCCCCAUCCACCACCUCCGGAUGAUGGCUACAUGGAGCCCUACGAUGCCCAGCGGGUCAUGAGUGAACUGCCAUGCAGGAGGGUGCAGCUGUAUGACACCCCCUAUGAGGAGCAGGACCAAGAACUGGGAGAUGGGACCCCUUCAGGGCGGAAACCUCGACAGAGUCGGCUGCCCCAGGAGGAUGAGCGGCCAGCAGACGAGUAUGACCAGCCCUGGGAGUGGAAGAAAGACCAUAUCUCCAAGGCGUUUGCAGUUCAGUUUGACAGUCCAGAGUGGGAAAGAACCUCGGGCUCAGCCAAGGAGCUCCGGAGACUGCCGCCCAGAAGCCCCCAGCCUGCAGAGCGCGUGGACCCGGCCCUGCCCCUGGAAAAACAGCCGUGGUUCCACGGCCUGCUGAGCCGGGCAGAUGCCGAGAACCUCCUGUCGCUCUGCAAGGAAGGCAGCUACCUUGUGCGGCUCAGUGAGACCAGCCCCCAAGACUGCUCCCUGUCCCUCAGGAGCAGCCAGGGCUUUCUGCACCUGAAGUUUGCGCGCACCCGAGAGAACCAGUUCGUGCUGGGUCAGCACAGCGGCCCUUUCCCCAGUGUGCCAGAGCUGGUGCUGCAUUAUAGCUCCCGCCCACUGCCCGUGCAGGGUGCCGAGCAUCUGGCCCUCCUGUACCCGGUGGUCUCACAGACCCCGUGA